UUUUCGGGCCAGCACUGUAGAACGCGGACAAGGCCCAUUAUAAAAGUAGCUUGAACCAGAACCCGACCCGAUCUCGAUCUCCUGCUAACUUCAAUUCCCCAAAUUAGGGGUAUCAAUUUCCCCAAAACUCAUCUGCCAAAAUUGUUGUUCCUUUCAGAGAUCUAAACCAAUCAAGUUAUGGGAGGUCAUGGAGGUUUGAACAUUCUCCCACAGAAACGAUGGAACGUAUACAACUACGAAAAUCGCGAGAAAGUAAAGCGAGACGAGGAAGCCGCAGCUAAAGAGGAACAGCUCAAGCAGGAACAAUCUCGCAAGCGCGACUCAGAAUAUCGCCUCGAGCAGCUCCGUCAAGCGCGUGGCUUAUCAUCAUCGUCGUCGAAUCACGUCAAAAAAUCGUCGUCAGAACAGAAAUCGCCGGAGAAGAAACCGGAAAAAUCGAAAUUGGCAGAGGAGAAACGUGGAAAAUCGGAUUCUAAGCACAUCAAUUUAUUCGAAGGGAUUCGAAUCUUCGAUCCAGUUAAAAAAGUAGAAGAAGAUGAGGAGAAAAACGGAAGGAAUAAUAAUAAGAGGAUUAAGAAAGAGCAAGCGCCUAGGGUUAUUACUGCGGAGGAUGAGAAGUAUAGGUUAGGAUAUGGAAUUGUUGGUAAAGGAACGAAAUUACCUUGGUAUAUGGAGAAUAAAAACAGAGACGAGGAUGAAAAGAGCGACGAAGAUAAUAAUAAUGAUUAUUAUAAAUAUUCGAGACCUGUGAAGAAGAGUAGUAAUGGAGGAAAAAAGACGGUGGAGGAAUUGCGACAAGAGCGGUUAGAGAGGGAGAGGAAGGAGAAGGAAAGAGAAAAAGCUUUGUUAAUGGAGAAGAGUCGAAGAGAUGGAGGAUUUUCGCCGUUAGAGAGGGAGAGGAAGGAGAAGGAAAGAGAAAGAGCUUUGUUAAUGCGAAGAGAUGGAGGAUUUUCACGACGAAGAUGAGGUCCGCCUUUAAGGUUGUUAGCUCUAAACUCAUUAUACAUUUUAAUGGUGAUGAACACGAAUGAAGUGGAUCUGUUGUACUUUCUGAGAGCUCUUUGAGAAAAAAGCAUGGCUGGGUGCAGUUUUAUUCUUGAAUAUGUCUAUUUUCUUGCGUCAUCUCUAUUUUAGUUUGGCAAGGGCUUGAUGUUUAAUGCGAGAGUCCCAUUUCCUGUUCGGAUAGCAAAUCAUAUGGUGAGGAAACUGCAUGUAGUUUGGUUCGAGAGGCCUGAUUGACAUGAGAUGGAUUAACGCGAGAGUCCCAUUUCCUGUUUGGAUAGCAAAUCAUAUGGUGAGGACACUGCAUGCAGUUUGGUUCGAGAGGCCUGAUUGACAUGAGAUGGAUUAUGAGAUUCUUGCUUCGCAUGGGAAAUUGUUUCUGAAAGUCAAAAACCAGUCCUAAC
Nicotiana tabacum (common tobacco) is the source of this 1406-nucleotide messenger RNA. RefSeq lists its product as uncharacterized. NCBI's taxonomy places the organism in Eukaryota, Viridiplantae, Streptophyta, Magnoliopsida, Solanales, Solanaceae. The record is from RefSeq and is a predicted model, not a curated record.